AUGACUGUGUUUUGGGACUUCGAUGGUCUGAUUCAUAUGGAAUUUUUGGAACAGGGUUCCACUAUCAAUUCGGAACGAUAUAUUGAGACCCUGAGAAAACUUAGAGCACGGCUGUCACGAGUUCGGCCCGGAAAAAAUGCAAUUUUGCACCACGACCGUCCACACACGAGUCGACACACUCAAGAUGCCACGAAAAGUCUCAGACUUCAAGAGACCUUACAGCACCCACCAUACAGUCCAGACCUUGCUCCAUCUGACUUUUAUCUUUAUCCUAAGUUGAAGGAGUACCUUAAAGGAAAACGUUAUGCAGAUGACGAUGAAGUUCAAGAAGAUGUGCGUCGCGGGUUCAGAGGAAAAUCACAUGAAUUUUUCGCCGACGGCAUGCGACAAUUUAUUCGACGUUGGCUGAUCUGCAUCAACAAAGAAGACGACUAUGUUGAAAAGUACAGCUACUGUCAUGUAGCAGACAUUCUAAGCUUUCAUUUGGUGUAA
This is a messenger RNA of Aplysia californica (California sea hare), 492 nucleotides long. Its product is annotated as histone-lysine N-methyltransferase SETMAR-like. Bases 1 to 492 code for a protein of 163 amino acids. Gene Ontology annotation, molecular function: nucleic acid binding. Lineage: Eukaryota; Metazoa; Mollusca; Gastropoda; Aplysiida; Aplysiidae. The record is from RefSeq and is a predicted model, not a curated record. The transcript has a single exon.